AGCAGCAGGAGCAGAAAAUGAAACUACUGCCGCUGAGGCACCACGAGCACGUGCGCCGUGCCCCUCCUCCUUUGUGGCAUCGCCGGACGUUGAUGUUCGGACAGCAAUACUAAGGGCCGAAAAAGGACCACUUGUAAAAACGCAAGCGGCGAUGGGAAGCUCGGCGACAGUUAGGUUAGCAGCCGCUCAGGUCACCUCCGGGACGUUCCGCCGCCUUGCACCUGUCCGCUCCCAAGAGCCCUCUGUGACUCUCCUUGACGUGGGCUCCAGCGGCAGAGUGAACCUGACAGCCCCAGGGUCCCCUCUUAUGAGCUACUCUCCCCAGCUUAGCCUCCAGACCUUCACACUCUGCCUCUGGGUGAAGCCACACCGCCUUCACCGGACCAACAACGUCGUGUACCUUGGCGCCGAUCGGCGACGCCGCUUCAUGCAGCUCUCACUCAGCAAUGGAGCAGUGACCCUUCACACCACGCGUUGCCACCAGCGGUACGAGGUGUUCUUGGGCGUCCGUGUGUGGGACCACCUUUGUGUAGCGCAGGGUCAAGGCUUAACUUUGUACUACAACGGCGCGGCGGUGCCUUCCUCGCCCCUCUGCGCUGCCGGCCAAGGUGAUGAGGACUUCCUCGUCGAGCAGUUCAUCGUCGGAGGUUCGCUGUGGGGCGGCGUGCCGUUCUCUGGUUUCUUGGCAGACGUGAGGCUGUUCGACGCUGCGCUCACCGAGAACGUGGUGCGAGCCGUGGCUGAGAACCUCGCGGCCGCCGUGCCAGUCUUUGAAGUGACAGAGUCAUCGCUCCAAAGUCUGUCGGGCGUGGUCACUGGUGUGGAAAUCGGCGCCGUGGACGUGAAGAGUUUGACAUCAGUUCCGAAUGAAGAAUACUAUUUCUACAUUGAAACGAAAGUCAAUUAUAAUGAUGGAAGAGAUUUGUGUAAAAAUAUUGGAGGAAGUCAAGCCACGGUCACUGAAAGCAACACUCAACACAUUAUGAAUAUUUUAUUAAAACACUCCGACAAGGCUGAGGGUGAGAUGACGGACGCGUGGAUUCAUGUUCCUGGCAAUUCACCCAACAAGACGCUCUCCACUUGUCCCCUGAUGUAUGUGUACCGGGACCCGCCUGCCCUGCUGAAGGAGGAAGGCGAGUGUGAGAUCGGUGCUGCUGUCCUCUGCCACUUGCCUCAGACGCAUAGACUGAGACUACUCGGCCUGGAGAAGGAAAUAACUCUGUACCCGACGAACGAUAACGUCUUUGAGGACGGAGGCAACUACCGCCUAAGAGCAUCAGGCGUCAGCCUUCAGUUGGAAAACGUUCAGUCUGGAAGCAUUAUUUAUGAGAGACCGUUAUCUUCCUCGAAGCAGUUAACGGGUCGUUACAAAUGGAGUGUCACAAAGAAUGUUGCAGAGAGUAACAACAAUGACACGGAGGUAUCCCUGACCCUCACGGCUUGCGGCGAGGGUCAGUUCACCUGUUCGAGCGGUGGCUGCGUGCACCUGAAAGACGUGUGUGACCUUGUCAACGACUGCGAAGAUGCCUCCGACGAGGUUCUAUGCUCCAACAGGACGGCCCUCCCCAGCACCUACAACAAGUUAUUCUCGCCUUCUCAGGGGACACUCAAUCACACAGCAGUCGGCCUCCAGGUGAUUCUCGAGCAGAUCAAUCACAUGGUACUCACCGAAAACUUGCUCAGACUUCUCUUGAGAGUAAAUGUUAAAUGGCGGGACCCUCGGAUUGUCUUCAAGUACCUGCAGCAAAAUUAUUCCGUCGUGUUAACUGAGGAAGUGGUCAAAGAGAUGUGGCUGCCCAGCGUCGACUUGGUCACCGCCACGCCAGACUGCAGAGACAAGAUUGACUUCCCCAAUAACAAAGACAAGACGGUGACCGCCACGGCGCGCACCGACGGCAGCGACACUGUCCUCGGCUACGCAGAGGUGAGGACGUUCCCCGGCGCCCUCACGGACCUGCAUGUUCGGCGGGCCGACGAGAUCACCUUCAUGUGCCACCUCGACCUCUUUUACUACCCUUUCGACAUUCAGAUAUGCAGGAUGCCGCUGAGGCUGAGGACCCAGCAGGUAACGGACACCGCCUGGAAUGCGAGCCAGGUGUCUGCGAGCAUCGGCGACAACUUGAUACUCACGCUUCUCUACGUGCACCAGUUCAACAUUAGCGUGAGCAGCGACAAUGAGACGGCUAUCAUAGUGGUGAAGCUGGGCCGCCGCUUCGCCGCCUACAUCAUCAACACGCUGCUGCCGUGCAUGGUGCUGGAGAUGAUCGGCUUCCUCACGCACGCCUUCCCCAUCAAGGACUUCAGUAACCGCUGCACCGCCACGCUUUCCUGCCUCAUCGUCAAGGCCGCCUUCUUCCUCCAAAUCAGCGGCACCCUCCCGCAGUCGGCCGAGCCCAAGCUGGUGGACGUGUGGAUGUUCGGCAACGUAUUCGUGUUGUCGCUCAUAUUCCUGGCGCACGUGGCCGUCCUGCACGCACAGCGACACCUCGAGGCCGCACAGAGCGCCCCCAAGAAGGACACCAUCGCCUGGGAAGAGGAAGUCCUUCAGAAGGAGAAAGAGUACCCUCUGGCGCGCUACGUCAACAUCGUGGGGCUCAUGACAAGUAUAAUAGUGUGUAUAGCCUUGCUCUCGGGCAUCGGCGUGGCGGCGUCCAGAGGCAAAGCGAACGCCCUGCAGCAGUAAUCGUGGACCUGCUGCUGCUCUGAGGGUUCAUUGCUUGAUGUAAGAGUUAUGAGUAUUUCGCCCCCUGCCUGAUCUUUCUGUGGCCAUACAUCGUCUCUCCGCCAUUCUUCCCUUGCGUUACCCGCGGAAGAAAUGUCUAUGUUAUAUAACGUACAGACA
Molecule: messenger RNA, 2842 nt
Organism: Eriocheir sinensis (Chinese mitten crab)
Lineage: Eukaryota; Metazoa; Arthropoda; Malacostraca; Decapoda; Varunidae
Exons: 7
Coding region: 152-2683 (843 amino acids)
Biological process (GO): monoatomic ion transmembrane transport
Cellular component (GO): membrane
Molecular function (GO): protein binding; extracellular ligand-gated monoatomic ion channel activity; transmembrane signaling receptor activity
Source: RefSeq, a predicted model, not a curated record